GUUGGCGGGGUAGACCCAGAUGUGGCUGUUGCUGCACUUGCAAGUGCAAAGGCGCAAAGCAAUGCUGAUAGCAUCCUGAAUGCUGUGGCUGCCGUGAGCUCGGUAACCAUCGCUGGCGAUGAGGAGACGAAGAAAGCAGUGGUAAAUGCUGAGCUUGAUGCCCUGCAGCUUGCGGCCGACAUCACGUCUGCUGAGAGCACUGGCCUCAAGAAGGUGGGCGACAUCAUGGCGAACACGUUGUCCAAGGGAUCUACAACCGCUGAUCC
Molecule: messenger RNA, 266 nt
Organism: Symbiodinium pilosum
Lineage: Eukaryota; Dinophyceae; Suessiales; Symbiodiniaceae
Source: the annotation of a GenBank genome assembly